Messenger RNA from Orbicella faveolata, 2772 nucleotides. RefSeq lists its product as uncharacterized. Lineage: Eukaryota; Metazoa; Cnidaria; Anthozoa; Scleractinia; Merulinidae. Gene Ontology annotation, cellular component: centrosome; Golgi apparatus. Gene Ontology annotation, biological process: positive regulation of microtubule nucleation; centrosome cycle; regulation of Golgi organization. The record is from RefSeq and is a predicted model, not a curated record. Gene Ontology annotation, molecular function: molecular adaptor activity.
CUGGGAUCUGUCCGACGCGCUAACCAGUCGGCCACGCUGCCGUAGCGCAUGAGAACCUGCUUGCAGGCUAGCACGGAUGAGUCUAAGAACAGACACUUCUAGUGGGUUCUUACGAGUAAUUGUUGUUCUCUUGUAGCAAGUAGAAAAGUUAAAGGAACAACUGAAACAGAGCAGUCAGCUGAAUAUCAGGCUCAAGAACCAACUGGAUGAAGUGAACGCUUUAAAUAUGCAGACACUAGCGGACAAGGAUGACAUGAUAAGAGACUUGACUCGGCAAAUAGAGGAUCUACAAACACAGUUAGACAACACACAGCAAACAUUCAGCGAGCUCGAAAAAAGACUCACCGACGCCAACACAAAACUAGAAUUCUAUGCUUCAAGUUUAAAUGGCAGUCAUGAUGAGACACUUCUUGAGCGAGAACAGGAAUUGGAGAUGUUAAGACAAGAGCUUGAUGAGCUGCGUCGGCUCCAGUCACGUGAUGAGCGUAUCGGCUCAGAUAUGGCCGCGCAGACUUCACCGUCGAGGGACUGGGCUCGUGCGUCGAGUGAUAAAAUGAAGGACCUGGAGAGGAGAUUUGAAGAGAGUCUUCAAACGACUGAACAGUACAAGAACAUUUUGGACGAGAAAGAGAUGGAACUACAGCAGUUAAAGCUCAGGGAGGCGGCAAGGGCUAAGGAGAAUUCUGAAGCGAAAUCACGUGAAACGGCGGAAAUCCAGAGACUUCGUGACGAGUAUGAAUCGGGUAUAAAAACAAACAGAGAACUCAAAAGGCUUCUGGAAAGCGAACGAGAAAAAGGCCACGAGAGAUCAACAACACCUGAUGGAGUUUUGGAAUUACGACUGCAACUCGACGAAUCCUUACAGAGGAACGACGAGCUUCAACGACAACUGAACGAAAGUGCCCGAUCGGACGAAGAAGUGAUCCGACUCAGGCACGAACUUCAAAAUGCUACUCAGAUAAAUGAUUCGCUGGGAUCGCGAAUACGAGACUUGAACGAAUCUAUUUCCAAGAUGAAGGGUGUGAGAAACGAGGCAGUGAAGCUACAGAAAGAGCUGAAAGACGCACAGCGUUUGAAUAAAACGCUCACUGAUCAGCUCAAAGAGACAAGAAAAUCAGCGGAGGAAAUUGGGCGAGUACAGCGUGAGCUGAGAGAAGCGAAAAUGAUGAAUGAGCAACUCGGCAAACAACUCGCUGAACUUCUUAAUCACUCAGCAAAAAUGAAGAGUCAAAUUGAAAAAUUUCAGCAUGAACUCCAAGAAAAAGACAAAGUGAUCGAGACGUUACAGCUUAGACUACAGUCCAAAGCAGACAUGCACUCAGUAGCACUGUCUCCUUUUUCUUCUCCGUCCAAACGCUUUGUAGAAACACAGACUAGUCCACGCCAGGGACCACGUGCCUCUUCACCAGGAAGCGAGUCUUCCUCUGAAGCCACUGAGAAGCUUCACCAGAUAAACAGGAUGCUGCUGGGCGAGAAUCAGCUACUGAGGAGUAAACUAAAGGACACUGAAAAACUAAACGACACUCUAAGAAACGAGAACGAUAUGUUCUCAAAGAUACAGAGCCAGUCUUCUCAGACGCCAGCGGCAAGUCAGAAGCGGUCUACCAUGGACGAGCUGUUGGCCGGCUUCAUGGCUGAAAUGCGAGAAUUGCGCCUGCGCUUGGAAGAUAGUAUUCGCACUAAUGAUGCAUUGCGGGCGCAGCUGGAGAUGAGGUUGUCGGAGGGGACUGGUGAUAAGAGUGCUGGCAGUGUUCCUGAUGAGAUCAUUCUGAUUCGUGAGAAUGACACUCUGCGGACUGAACUGCUGGAGAAAGAUCGAGCCAACGAGAAACUGAAAAGAAUCAUUAGCGAAUUGAAACAAGAGCAAACCAGAGACAAAGAACAGAUUAACCUUGUCCGCCAACAACUGCUAGAGAGCAGCAAAGUAUCAGAAAACCUCAGAAAAGAGCUGAGUGUAUACGAAAAGCUCUAUAAACUAUCUCUUGAAGGCAGGAACAUGGAAGUACAGACAGAGGGUCAAAGCUACGGCAGUGAAGGACCUCGAAGUCCUAACAGCGAACUGCAACAUGACGCCAUGUCCAUGUUAUUGGCUGAAAUACGAAGCUUACGAGUCCAGCUCGAGAAAAGCAUUCAAACCAACAAUGCAUUGCGAGUUAAACUGGAGGAGCAACUCAGUCACGCACUCAGUUCAUCUUCCCAGUCCCCGCCAAGCAGAUCUCAAGUCACGGUCAUCCGUCAGCUCAACUUCUCAGAGGGGAGGGAUGGGGAUGAUGUUGGUUCUGUCAGCUCUGUGAGAGAUCUGGAAAAUGGUAGAAUACCUUCUGAAGGCCAACAAAUCGUGAAUCAGCUUGAAGAGAAGUUAAACUCGAUCAACAAAUUCGCGACUGAAGCCUACAAUAGCAUUAUAUCAAACGCUCAGACCGAUAGUCUGCCUGAUAUUGAAAAUAUUUUGAGAAUUAGUUUGGAAUGUAAAGCGCUGUUGAACGCGCUUAAUGUCGACUCUUCACCUCGGCAAACACAAAGGGAUUCUGAAGAUGCCAGUGGAGAGAAUGAAAGUCUUAAACUUGAAAUUGGAAAAUUAAGACGUCGUCUUCUUAUCCAAGAAGAUAUCAUUAAACGAGCUUGCGAAAGGCUUGAGAACACAAAUAAAGUCAAGGAGAGCACGCGAGCUGAGGUUAUUGAACAAUUAUCCCAGUCGCACAAAGUUCUCUCAGGCGCCAGGGGAAAGCUAGAGAAUCGAGUUCGUUCAAGAAAGACAAAUAAAUGAAACAG